CCUAGGAAAACAUCAUGGCCGCUAUGGAUGGACAACAAGCAAUGCGAGAAAAUGAAUUUUCUCCCGUAGUUGAGGGAAAUUUAGUUCAUACAGGUGGAGAAACACAUAUUCUGAACUAUGACACAAAUGUCUUGUCUCUAGAUAAUGUGCGAGUGCCAACAGAAUUGACGGAUGGCGCAGAAAACGAAGUGUGCGAGUCCGAUGGCGAAGAGGAGGAGGAUAUUGAGCUUUCGCCAGGUGGAAUAUUGGAUGAGGAAACUAUUGGACGAAACUUAUCAAAUCUGGGAAGAUCUGCUGAUGGUACUCAACAAGUGUUUCUUCAUGUUACUAUUGCAGGUUUCAACUUGAAAGAUAUAUCAGCUCUAUCAAAUUUUGUACAUCUUCAGAGGGUAGAAUUACCCUACAAUGAACUUACAGAUUUAUCUCCCCUUAGUUCCCUCCAGUACAUGCUGAUUUUAGAUGUGUCUCACAAUAAGCUUACAAAGCUUCUGGACUUCACGCCACCAAAGAAUCUGAAGGAGGCUAACUUUGGUUACAAUGAAAUUGAGGAAAUGACAGAUCUCUCUGCCUACCAUUACUUAACUAGUCUUAAUCUUGAUCAUAACAAAAUUUCACAGAUUAAAGGACUGGAAAAUUGUAAACGUCUACAAGAUCUCAGUUUGGCCCACAACAAAAUAGAGAGGAUACAUGGUCUGGAAAAUUUACCCCUACAGAGCCUCAAUUUGUGUCACAACCAUAUCAAGAAGAUAGAAAACUUGGAAACUCUGCAUCUGUUGCGAAGUAUCAAUUUAUCGGGUAACAACAUCCGUAGUUUGGCGGGGUUAGAGGACCACCCCCUGUUGGAAAAUGUGGACGUGGAGGAUAAUGAAGUAAUUGACAUCUCGGAGAUGAAGUAUAUUAAGGAGUCCCAGAUGUUACGUCAGCUGAAUCUGCUCCGGAACCCCAUACAGGAACUCCCGGAUUACCGCUUGUCCAUUCUGUUCCGGAUGCAGAGUCUCACUGAGCUGGAUAGACACAGGGUGGAGGUCGAAGAAAAGGUAGCGGCUGUGAACAUGUUCAACCCCCCAGCUGAAAUAGUCGCGGCACGGGACCAUAUCAUGCAUGUUGUGUACUCUUUUCUUCAGCCAAGUCGUAUUCUGGACAACACCCUGCCUAGUAUGGAGACCCCUUACCCUAUGUUGGUACUGGUUGGUCCCCAGGGCUCAGGGAAAAAAGACCUCGCUCUAAAACUUGUAGAGGAAUUCUCUGAUUAUUUUGGCUAUUGUGUGACACAUACCACACGUAAACCUAAUAAAGACGAGACACCAGGAAAGGACUACCAUUUUGUAGAUCUCGAGAAGUUUGAAUUUGACAUUAGAUGGGGACAGUUUAUCCAGACUAGUCAGUAUCACGGCCAGUGGUAUGGACUCCAGAUGCAGUCUAUUGAGGACAUAGCUCGGGAGGGUCUGGCCUGUGUGGUCCACAUGGAACUAGAGGGAGUGCUUACUCUGAAGAACACGUACUUUGAGCCACGGUACGUCCUAAUCAUGCCUCUGAGCUCCGAGUGUCAUGAGAAGCGGCUCAGAGAACGGGCUCUAUACUCUGAGGCCCAGAUUGAAGACAAUCUGGGACGAGCUGAGAUGUAUCAGGAAUACAAUAGGGAUCAUCCAGGCUUCUUUGACAUGAUGAUUAACAGCGAUGACAUAGAGGAGGCGUACAAACACCUGAGACGACUCGUUAUGGAUUAUCUCGGUAUCAGUAUUCCCUCGUUUGCGUCGGAGGUCGGCGAUAUUGCAGAGACAAAGGACACUGAAAAUAACGCCCCCACAGGUACUCAGCUAGGAACCAGGACCUGGUCUCGACCCAGUCUACCUGACAGUAUGUCCCAGCCAUACACCCGCGGAAAGACCACCCAAUCACCUGUCUUAUCAGGGAGGGGCAUACUGGAGGAAAUGUCUUUGAAGAGAAGACACAGUGCUGCUAAGGCUUCUGUAGCCGGCUACAUUCCUCCAUUGUUUGAACAAAUCACAUCACAAUACCCGAAAACAGCACCCCAGACUGUGGACAACCAGGUUGGACUUGAUGUGGUUACCAUGACAGAAGACGUAAACCGGUCCCAGUCAGCACCGGUCAACAACAAACUGGCUCAGUCUGACGAAGACUCCUCAGAUGAUGACCAAUCAGAUUCCAGCAUCUCCAUGUCGUCUGCUGGUAAAAUCGCCCGCUCUCCUGAUGGAUCAGUUCACAAUGGCAAAGACCCCCACCUCCCAACAGAGACCAUGAACCCCAUGGAACUGUCCAAUCCCCGCCCUCCCUCUGUACCUCGCCCUGGUUCUCAAGGUCGACCAGGGUCAGACCGUCAUAAAGUGCUGCCACCUAUCAAUCAGAAGGCAUCUUAUGUUCCAGAAUAUUAACCCUAAAGUACACAUGUACUCAGCAUUUAAAAUUUGUGAACAACUAGUAAUAGAGUGAUAUAUCUGGUAGCAAUGGUGGGACUGCUGAUUUUGAUAUGAUUAACAUAUUAACAAAGAGCUGUGAUAACUGAACAAUUUAUUGAAUGAUAAUUAUGUAAAAUAUGUAUUUUGUAUUGUUUACAUGAUCAUUUUGUAUAUUCAUGUUCAUAGAUAUUGUA
Messenger RNA from Saccostrea echinata, 2611 nucleotides. Its product is annotated as leucine-rich repeat and guanylate kinase domain-containing protein-like. Bases 15 to 2393 code for a protein of 792 amino acids. Gene Ontology annotation, cellular component: cytosol. The record is from RefSeq and is a predicted model, not a curated record. The transcript is spliced from 16 exons. Gene Ontology annotation, molecular function: protein binding; GMP kinase activity. NCBI's taxonomy places the organism in Eukaryota, Metazoa, Mollusca, Bivalvia, Ostreida, Ostreidae.